Formica exsecta is the source of this 1469-nucleotide messenger RNA. RefSeq names its product solute carrier family 49 member 4-like. Gene Ontology annotation, molecular function: transmembrane transporter activity. Gene Ontology annotation, cellular component: intracellular membrane-bounded organelle; membrane. Lineage: Eukaryota; Metazoa; Arthropoda; Insecta; Hymenoptera; Formicidae. The record is from RefSeq and is a predicted model, not a curated record. The transcript has 9 exons. The coding region runs from base 27 to 1187 and encodes 386 amino acids. Gene Ontology annotation, biological process: transmembrane transport.
GGCUCCUCUAUAAGAAAGGCUUGACAAUGUCCCUGCGAAUGGCGGCGAUUCUUUCGACCCUGGCGACCUUCGUUCGUUGCGUGUCCUCUAGAGAGAAUGUCUUCACGAUAAUGGUACACACCGCAGCCAUCCUGAACGGAUUGUCAGGAGUGAUCCUUGGUCCUGCCACGGCACUGGUCUCCGCGAUUUGGUUCCCUCCUGGGAAACGCACCACCGCUACCGGCAUAUCUUCCGCCUGCAAUCAAUUGGGAAUGGCGAUUUCUUAUUUAAUCGGGCCGGCCGUAGUAGAGAACACAGUCGCGCAUAAUACUACGCCUUUAAUAAAUAAUACAACGUUCAACGCAACUGUCGCUUUUGAUAGAAUGUACUACGUGGUAUUGCGAGCACAGAUUAUGUCUCUCAUGAGGAUCGAAUUUGUCGGUCAAUUCUUAAUCCUGAUAGGCAUUCUUUGCUUCUUACCGGAAGAACUUUGUCAAUCUGUUGAUCUCUCCGAAAUUUCUGAGCGUCUUGGUCUUGCGGAAUCAGUUCUUCGUCUUCUAAAGAACAAGAACAUGUGGUGUCUCUGCUUAGCUGCUGCGCUUAGCCAAGGUGUGACUGGACCUUGGCUUGCAAUGAUGACAAUGACCUUUGGCGCCAGCAUUACACAAGGGGAAGCGGACAAAUUAGCUUUCUGGACCAUCAUCGUCAGUGGCGCUUUGAGCUUAAUAGCAUCGCGAUUGGCAGACGCAUUUCAAGGUCGUCUAAAGAUUACUCUUCACAUACUCUUGACGAUAUCGUCAGCAAUGUUUCUAUGGAUACUCUUGCUGGACGAUCGUAUCCUAGUUUUCCACAAGGGUGAGCUGUACGCCGCAGUGAUCCUGGGAAUAUCCGCCAGCUGGUCCACCCCCGCCCUUUUUCUUGAACUCGCCUCCGAAAUAGCGUUUCCGGUCUCCGAAGCCAUCGUCGGCGGUUAUAUGAUCUUUCUGUCGAAUCUCGUCGGCGCGCUCUUCUAUUUCUCAUACUUUCUCCCGUGGAUGAAUAAACACUUGUCGACGUAUUGGACAUUUGCAAACAUCUCAAUGGCAACCAUACUCGUAAUUUACGUCAAGGAAGAUUAUAAUCGUACAAAGAUGAAUUCGACAUCUCGAGCAUCUUGGAAAGAAAUAAAAAAUUGCAAAAGAUUUCGAAAGAAGAAAAUACAACGCUAACCAGAUUCCAUUCAAUCUUUCAAUUAGUAUAUAUAAUUAAUAAACAUCCACAGAUAUCAUUAUCUCAUCAAAUUUUCGCUACAGGCAAGACUGCAAUAGCAAAAUUUAUAAGAAUUACUGUGUAAUAAUAAAGAUAUAUGUAUUUUUAUUCCGCCGAAAUCGCAUACAAAAUAAUUCAUAAAAAUGCAUGUACAAGUUAAAACAAAUAAAUAAUAAUAGUUCAAUAUAGAUCGUAUAUAGAGCAAAAAAGUCUUUGCUUUUUUUGUCUCGAUUGAUCAAAUC